Closterium sp. Naga37s-1 is the source of this 4374-nucleotide messenger RNA. NCBI's taxonomy places the organism in Eukaryota, Viridiplantae, Streptophyta, Zygnematophyceae, Desmidiales, Closteriaceae. The record is from the annotation of a GenBank genome assembly.
AUGGCGUCCGAGCCGCCUCCUCCUACUAUGGGCGGCAUUCAGCCGAUGACGCUCCCGGAGGUUCAGGAGAAAAUCGACCAGCUGUACGGCGACCGCAACGCGAAGAACCUUCGCGAAGGCCUCGGCAAGGGACUGAUGUCCGUUGGUAAGGGCGUGUUCGCCGGCGUCGGAGGACUCAUCGUGGCGCCGGUAGCGGGGCUGGUGCAGCAAGGCGGCGUCGGGCUGAUCAAAGGAACCAUCGCGGGGGUUGCGGGUUUUGUCGUUUUGCCGACCGUUGGAAUCGUGCAAGGCGCGAGGCAGCUGGGAGAGGGGAUUAAGAACACGCCCGACGCGAUUCGGGAGAUGAUGAAGAAGGAUAAGUGCGAGGAGGAGGCGGAGAAAGCGGAGGUGGUGGACGAUGCCGACGCGGAUAAGCUUAACGAGGAGACGUACUCGGUUGAGCGCGAAACUGUCGAGAAGAUCGCGCUCGAAGAGGAAACCGCGAAGCCCGCGGAAGCCGCGGCGGCGCCAGCGGAGAAGCGGGAGAAGCGGGAGGUUAAGGAGGAGGAGCUGUAUAUGGUUCUGGAGGUGUCGACUGAUGCGACUUCUGUGGAGAUCAAGAAGGCGUACUACAAGCUAGCGCGUACGUGCCAUCCCGACAAGGUCCCCGACGACGAAACCGCCAAGGCCAAGUUCCAAGCAGUCGGCGAGGCGUACCAAGUCCUCAUGGACCCCGCCAAGCGCGAGAAAUACGACCGCUUCGGCCGGGCCGCGCUCGAUGAUACCUUCAUGGAUCCCGGCUAUUUCUUCACCAUGUCCUUCGGCGCGGAUAAGUUCAAGCCGCUUGUCGGGGAGCUCACUAUCGCGUACACUGCGGCGGGGAAUCUGACGGUGGAGGAGGUGAAGAAGUGGCAGGUGCGGAGGGAAAAGGAACUCGCGGCGAUUCUGGUGAAGCGGUUGGAGCCGUGGAUGGCGGGCGACGAGGAGGGGUUUGUGCGCGACGCCGUCGCGCAGGUGGAGGAGCUCAAGGGCGAGGCGUUUGGCGUCGCGUUCCUGCAGUGUAUCGGGUACACCUACUACACGCGCGCGCAAGUGCUGCUGGGCAUGACGGUGAUGCUGGGCAUUCCGAACUUCGUGAACGCGGUCAAGGAGUCUGGGCACGCGAUGAAGACUCGAAACAACGCCAUCGGCGCUGCGUUCAAGCUAGCGGAGAUGCAGGUCACGGUGGACCCGAGCAAGCCGCCCAGCGAGCAGCCCAACAUGGCCGAGUUCCUCAACUCCGUCUGGAUGAACCCACAUUACCGGACCCGUCGCCCACAAAUCCCUUCCCGUCGCCCCAUUUCCCUUCCCGUCGCACUCACUUCCCUUGCCGUCGCCCUCGUUUCCCUUCCCGUCGCCCUCAUUACCCUUCCCGUCGCACUAAUUUCCCUUACCGUCGCACUCAUUUCCCACCCCGUCGCCCUCGUGUCCCUUCCCGUCGCACUAAUUUCCCUUCCCGUCGCACUCAUUUCCCUCCCCGUCGCCCACAUUUCCCUUCCCGUCGCCCUCGUUUCCCCUCUCGUCGCCCUCAUUUCCCCUCUCGUCGCCCACAUUUCCCUUCCCGUCGCCCUCAUUUCCCCUCUCAUCGCCCACAUUUCCCUUCCCGUCGCCCUCAUUUCCCCUCUCGUCGCCCUCGUUUCCCUCCCCGUCGCCCACAUUUCGCUACCUGUCGCUCAAAAUUCCCUUCAUCCUCCCUUCCUCUCAUCCGCCCUUCCUCUCGUCCGCCCUUCUCUCACAUCCUCUCUCCCUCUCUCCGCCCCUCCUAUCGUCCUCAUUUCCACUCGUCCUCCCUACCCUUCUUUCGCCACACGCCCUCAUCCGCCCUCCCCCUCAUCCGCCCUCCCCCUCGUCCGCCCUCCCUCUCAUCCACCCUUCUUCUCGUCCUCCCUCCCCCUCAUCCGCCCUCCCCCUCAACCGCCCUUCAUCUCAUCCUCCCUUCUCUCAUCCAACCUUCCUCUCAUCCCCCCUUCCUCUCAUCCUCCUUUCCUCUCAUCCUCCUUUCCUCUCAUCCGCCCUUCCUCUCAUCCGCCCUUCACGCUCUCAUCCUCUCUCCUUCUCAUCGUCUCUCCCUCUCAUCCUCCUUACCCUCGUCCACCCUUCUUCGCGUCCUCCCUCCCCCUCAUCCGCCCUCCCCCUCAUCCGCCCUUCAUCUCAUCCUCCAUUCCCCUCAUCCGCCCUUCAUCUCAUCCUCCCUUCCCCACAUCCGCCCUUCAUCUCAUCCUCUGUUCCCCUCGUCCUCCCCUCCUCUCAUCCUCCUUUCCUCUCAUCCUCCUUUCCUGUCAUCCUCCCAUCCCCACAUCCGCCCUUCCUCUCAUCCGCCCUUCUCUCUCAUCCUCUCUCCUUCUCAUUCUCCCAUUCUCUCAUACUCCCUUUCUCUCAUCCUCCCUUCCUCUCCCCUUCCAUUCCACUCGUCCCCCCUUCCUCUCAUCCAACCUUUCCUCCCAUCCUCCUUUCCUCUCAUCCGCCCUUCCUCUCAUCCGCCCUUCACGCUCUCAUCCUCUCUCCUCCUCAUCGUCUCUCCCUCUCAUCCUCCUUUCUCUCAUCCACCCUUCUUCAGAUCCUCCCUCCAUCUCAUCCGCCACCCCCCUCAUCCGCCCUUCAUCUCAUCCUCCCUUCCCCACAACCGCCCUUCAUCUCAUCCUCUGUUCCCCUCGUCCUCCCUUCCUCUCAUCCCCCCCUCCUCUCAUCCUCCUUUCCUCUCAUCCACCCUUCCUCUCAUCCGCCCUUCCUCUCAUCCGCCCUUCCUCUCAUCCGCCCUUCUCUUUCCUCCUCUCUCCUUCUCAUUCUCCCAUUCUCUCAUACUCCCUUUCUCUCAUCCUCCCUUCCUCUGCCCUGCCAUUCCACUCGUCCCCCCUUCCUCUCAUCCAACCUUUCCUCCCAUCCUCCUUUCCUCUCAUCCGCCCUUCCUCUCAUCCGCCCUUCACGCUCUCAUCCUCUCUCCUCCUCAUCGUCUCUCCCUCUCAUCCUCCUUUCUCUCAUCCACCCUUCUUCAGAUCCUCCCUCCAUCUCAUCCGCCACCCCCCUCAUCCGCCCUUCAUCUCAUCCUCCCUUCCCCACAACCGCCCUUCAUCUCAUCCUCUGUUCCCCUCGUCCUCCCUUCCUCUCAUCCCCCCCUCCUCUCAUCCUCCUUUCCUCUCAUCCACCCUUCCUCUCAUCCGCCCUUCCUCUCAUCCGCCCUUCCUCUCAUCCGCCCUUCUCUUUCAUCCUCUCUCCUUCUCAUUCUCCCUUUCUCUCAUACUCCCUUUCUCUCACGCUCCCUUCCGCUCCCCUUCCAUUCCUCUCAUCCCCCCUUCCUCUCAUCCUCCUUUCCUCUCAUCCUCCUUUCCUCUCAUCCGCCCUUCCUCUCAUCCGCCCUUCACGCUCUCAUCCUCUCUCCUUCUCAUCGUCUGUCCCUCUCAUCCUCCUUUCUCUCAUCCACCCUUCUUCUCGUCCUCCCUCCCCAUCAUCCGCCCUCCCCCACAACCGCCCUUCAUCUCAUCCUCUGUUCCCCUCGUCCUCCCUUCCUCUCAUCCCCCCCUCCUCUCAUCAUCCUUUCCUCUCAUCCUCCUUUCCUCUCAUCCACCCUUCCUCUCAUCCACCCUUCCUCUCAUCCGCCCUUCCUCCCAUCCGCCCUUUUUCUCAUCCGCCCUUCUCUCUCAUCCGCCCUUCUUCUCAUUCUCCCUUUCUCUCAUCCUCCCUUCCUCUCCUCUUCCAUUCCUCUCAUCCCCCCUUCCUCUCGUCCUCCUUCCCUCUCAUCCCCCCUUCCUCUCGUCCUCCUUCCCUCUCAUCCCCCCUUCCUCUCAUCCUCCUUUCCUCUCAUCCUCCUUUCCUCUCAUCCGCCCUUCCUCUCGUCCUCCCUUCCUCUCGUCCGCUCUCCCCUUCUUCCGCCCUCCCCCUCAUCCGCCCUCCCUAUCAUCCACCCUUCCUCUUGUCCACCCGUCUUCUCGUCCUCCCACCCCCUCAUCCGCCCUUCCUCUCAUCCAACCUUCCUCUCGUCCACCCUUCCUCCCAUCCUCCCUUCCUCUCAUCCGCCCUUCCUCUCAUCCUCCCCUCCUCUCAUUCUCCCUUCCUCUCGUCCACCCUUCCUCUCAUCCCCUCUUCCUCUCGUCCUCCCUUCCUCUCAUCCGCCCUUCCUCUCAUCCCCUCUCUCCUCAUCCUCCCUUUCUCUCAUCCUCCCUUCCUCUCCUCCUCCCUUCCCUCUCAUCCCCCCUUCCUCUCAUCCUCCUUUCCUCUCAUCCUCCUUUCCUCUCAUCCGCCCUUCCUCUCGUCCUCCCUUCCUCUCGUCCGCUCUCCCCUUCUUCCGCCCUCCCCCUCAUCCGCCCUCCCUAUCAUCCACCCUUCCGGGAGGUGCAAGAAGAUCAAGCAGCUGGAGAUUGA